AUGUUAAGAAAAAAAUCCAGAUGUAAUUGGAUUAAGCUUAGUGACGCCAACUCCAAAUUCUUUCAUUCUGUUAUGAAAGGGAGGUUUAGGAGCAAUAAUAUGGUGGGGAUGGAAUCGGUCAGGGGUAGAUUGAUGAGGGUUGAAGAUAUCAAAAUUGGGGUGUUUCGUCAUUUUAAAAAUCAAUUUUCUAAGUCGGUUCCUUUGUGUCACGUCCUGGAUGGUGAGGUGUUUAAUUCUUUAUCUAAGGAGGAAAAAGAUAUGGGUUUUCGGGAAGGAAAUACUUGGAAUUGGGAUUUAAGUAUUGAUGAGAAUCGGUUGGUGGGUGACUGUGUGUGGGAGUGGGUGGAUUUGACUGCUUUGUUGGAAGGUGUUAGGCCGGAUUUAGCGGUGGUGAUAAGUUGGCGUGGUGGAAGAUUGUAG
This is a messenger RNA of Vicia faba (fava bean), 420 nucleotides long. The record is from the annotation of a GenBank genome assembly. Lineage: Eukaryota; Viridiplantae; Streptophyta; Magnoliopsida; Fabales; Fabaceae.